AUGGCCGUGCCAAGCUUGGAAGACUUGCUUGCCGAGCUGGACAGGCAAGAAGAGCUGGAGACCGAAUGCACGCAGCCUGAGACCACCGAGACUCGAACGAAGGUGCCUGCAGAGGAUGCUGUCGCACAAGGAUGUGUACAGGGUGGAAGCGUGCCUAGUGGGAAAAGAAGGGGCGGCCGCUUCUCGCAAUUCGCGGGCAGCACUUCUGAUGCAAAGCCCAGCAAGUUGGAUGCUACAGGAGACGGUGCUGGCACCGUCACUGCUAUCAGAUACGGGCCGAGCUGCGGCGACGAAUCCACUGACGACGACCGGAGUCCUCACACGAGCUUGACGGCGACCUCUGGUCAACAAGCGCAGGAGCCGGAAGCUUUGCCCCGCUUCUCUGAGCUGCUCUCGCAAUUGGAUGGGGACGUAAUGGACACAGAACGGCAGAGGGCGCAGGCAGAAGCGGCCGCUUUUGAGGAGAGACAAAGGCAAGCCAGGCAUGAAGCCGCUCAGAAAGCUGCGGAGGAUGAAGUUCGGCGCGUAGAAGCCGCCCGUGAAGCGUGGGAGCGGCAUCGUAUGGCGGCUGAAGAGUCUGAGGAGCGCCGUCAAAGGGCAAAUCGACAUGCCCUCGAGCUGGAGGAAAAAAUGCGACGAAUGGUCGGGAAGCAAUCGUCCAAGCGGAGGAUGCAAAAGGAGGAGGAGCAGAGAAAGCGCCGAGAGGAGAAGGAUCGACGGAAAGAGGAGAGGUUGCGCAUUGAAGCAGCAAAGAUGUCGGAAAAGAUUCGGCGAAUGGCAGAAAGUGGUUACGCUUUAGGCCCCAGUGGCUGGGUCAGACUGGAUUGGCUGCCAGCCGGUGGACAGGCAGAUGUGGGCGCGCCUAAUUUUGAGGUAGUGAAGGGACCAACGGAAGAAGAGGAGAGUGAUGCUGCCGAAGAUCACGCAGCCGACGACGCUCAUCAGGCAGACCCCUUCGAGGUCGUGGAUCAGAGGCCUGUGCCGGAGGAUGAACGGAAGCAGCCAGAGCCCGUCUCCAUCGAUGAUGUGCUCGCGGAUAUCGACAGACAGCAGCGGGAAGGCUGGGCAUCUGGAGCUGAGCCUGCGGACUUGGACACUGUGCUGGGUGUUCUUGCAGCCGAUGAAGAGCGAGAACUGGCUCAAACGGAUGCCGUCCAAGUGAGGCAGAACUAUGAAGAACUGGGCGAAGUCGAAAACAUGGAGGACGAGCUGCCCCCUGAUGCAACGCAAUCAGCUACCAAAGUCUUACGAGUGGCGAAGACCCGACGGCCCGACUGCAACUUCGGCAACACGAUCAAUUCUGAAAGUGCACUCAAGCCUUUCAAUGAUUUUGUGGAAGAGAAACAGGAGGGUGCGAACUCGUACGAGGAGCGGCAAGCCAGAUCUGCCGCCAUCCAAGCAAAGCUGCAGGCAGCUCGCAAUCGAUUGUCCCUUGUGCGCUACGAACGAAGUUCCACCGGCCCUGUCGUGCCCCCCGCCACGUCACAGACCGCACCAGCAGGUGCGGCAAGGAAGCCGCAAGAACAGCCGAAGCCAAAAGCGAAGCAGAAGCCGACUCAGCUCCCACAAAGUCGUUUUGUGCUGGCCUUAUCCUGCAGCUCUCAUUCAUACCCAACUCAAGUACGUCACGAACGUAGCAGUUCGAGCCUGCCGCAUUCGCAUCCUUUUCUGUGCUGGGGCCACAGCAUCGAUGGUGGCAUCGGCUCGAAGCAGCGAGACAUGCGCAAAGGUUGCGUUGUUGUUCAUGGUUGCUCCACUGUAAGAAGUUUAUCCGCCUGCGCUGAGUAA
Molecule: messenger RNA, 1788 nt
Organism: Symbiodinium necroappetens
Lineage: Eukaryota; Dinophyceae; Suessiales; Symbiodiniaceae
Source: the annotation of a GenBank genome assembly